AUGGAGGCCAGGAGGUCGGAGGUCAUGAGGUCACAGGUCAUGAGUUCCAAGGUCAUGAGGUUGGAGGCUGCAAUGUCAGAGGCCCGCAGUUCCGAGGUCAAAGGCCACAAGGUCGGAGACUGUGAAGCACCAAGGCUGUGUUUGUAUCUGUCUCAAAACUGGACAGCAACAAUUAAUGGGCAAGGUAACAAUUAUCCAAUCCAACUCCUGAUUUUUUUUUUACUGAAUAUACUCCUUUCUCAUGUUUUACAUAUUCUUGCUGUUCCAGCGUCAGUAGAGGGAGUGAAUAUAACAGCAGAAGAGCUCACUACGCACGGGAUCGUGGGAGGAUCAGUCUUACUUUCCAUACAAUACACAGCUAGCAGCUCAGAGACUCCAGUCAUCCAGUGGCAGCUGAAGAGGGACAAGCCCAUUCCUUUGGUCCAAUCCUUUGGGACACGCAUCCUGGGCAAGCUACGGCCAGAGUACAAGGAUCGGAUUGUGAUCUUCCGCAACGGAUCCUUGUUGAUCCACAACUUGCAGCCAACCGACGAAGGAAUGUAUGAAGUCGAGAUCGCAAUCACAGAUGAUGCCUCCACUGCAGUGAAGACGCUCAAUUUAACUGUUGAUAUCCCCGUGACAAAACCUGUGGUGGUGCUAUCAUCCUCUACUGUCCUGGAACUGAGUGAAUACGUCACACUGAACUGCUCACAUGAAAAUGGAACCAAACCGAUAUAUACAUGGCUAAAAGGAGGGAAGCCCCUAGACGAUGAUGAAAGAUUCUCUUUGUCAAGUGAUCAGAAAACCCUGACCAUCACACGGGUCCACAUAACUGAUGAUGACCUUUACAGCUGUAUGGUGGAGAACCCUAUCAGCAACUCUCGAAGCAUACCAGUGAAGCUGACUGUAUACAGGCGGAGUUCCUUAUAUAUCAUCCUUUCUACAGGCGGGAUUUUCCUUCUGAUUACCUUGGUAACUGUGUGUGCCUGCUGGAAACCUUCCAAAAAAAAUAAAGGCAAAGGAGAGAAAGGAACCUCUUCACGUUCUGCAGAACGGAAUGAGGAUCAGGGUAAACGUGAAGUAGAACUGCUACCAAAAACAGUGGAGCAUGAAUGGGAACGCAAGAGCCCUGCAGGAUUGUACGUCAUCAGAGAAAAGGAUUCUCCAGAAGCUGAGGAAGAUUCCCUAAGUGUUUCCAAGAGUGCAGCUGAACAAGCUGGAUUCAUAGUUUCCUCUGGACCUCCUACUAGAUCACCAAGACCAGCUGGUCGAUCACCCAGACGGUACAACAGGUCUCCUGUCCGAUCCCCUGGCUCUACCAGAUCACACAAGUCUCCAAGUAGAUCAUCCAGCUCACCUGCACAUCAAAGGAGUGCUAACCGCGUUGUCCGACCAACAGGGGUCCACAUGAUCAUGGAGCAAGAUGAAGUUAGUGUGGAAGAAAAUUAA
Messenger RNA from Hemiscyllium ocellatum (epaulette shark), 1428 nucleotides. Its product is annotated as hepatic and glial cell adhesion molecule-like. NCBI's taxonomy places the organism in Eukaryota, Metazoa, Chordata, Chondrichthyes, Orectolobiformes, Hemiscylliidae. The record is from RefSeq and is a predicted model, not a curated record. Bases 1 to 1428 code for a protein of 475 amino acids. The transcript is spliced from 7 exons.